CACAGGGACCGUGAGCGGGAUGAGGCCUUGCUGAUCAGGACGUACACUCCCCCGGUCCUCCUUCUCUUUGCUCCCGAGCUCGGUUCUCGCGGUCCGUUAUGUCUUUGAGCCUCCUCCCCCUCUCGCUAUGCCCGCCGCUGAACGCCACCAGCCGCCGCCGCCGCCGCUGCUCCUCUUUCUGCCGUCGCUGCUUUUGAUUUCCUGCUUGGAUGGGGCGGCGAGAGCAGCAGCGGAGGAGGGCGGCGGCCUGCCCGGGGACAAUGGCCUCACAGCCGCGGUCGGAGACCCGGCUGGUACCGACACCUGGGGGCGGUCGGCCACCGUCUCGGCUCUGGAAGCAGAGCCCCAGUUUGCCCUGAAGGUCCUGGUAAGAGAUCUGGUGACCCGUCAGCCCCUGUCGGGGGCUUCGGUGGACGUUUACGUGAACCACACCUUGAGGAGUUCUGCCCGGACUGGUGAGGCCGGGGAGGUUCUGCUGUGGGUGGCGUACAGCCCCGGACUCAGUUUGACCCUGCUGGGCAGCGUGGGAGGUUAUGUGCCCAGCCUGCUGCCCUGGAGCACCAACAGGAGACCGAUUUUCUCUGCUGUCACAUUGCUGCUGCUCCCUCACAGUCAGGGGAACAUCUGGCUGUUUGAAGACUCUGUGCUCAUCACCGGGAAGGUACCUGACCGCUCAGCCCAGCCCACAGUGAAGUUCCCCAAGAACAUCCUCUCGAUCUCUGAUAAAAGCAACAUCUCUUCGGUGAUGGCGUACCUCACUGUACCACAUCCCCACCUAGCAAAGGAUUGCGCCAACUGCACUCCGGGCAUCAUCAACAACAAAUCAGUGUUCAAAAGUAUUGAUCUGAAGGCGGUGGCAGCUGUCAGCAUCCUGCUGCUCUCUGGUGGUGAGGAGCUCCAGGUUCGAGGACCCAUCCAGAUCAGUUUGCCGCUGGGCCACAACACACACCUCAGGGCCUCUGAUACUGUGCCAGCCUGGGCCUUCAACCAGAAGACAGGUGUCUGGGAGAAUCAUGGGCUGGGAAUAGUUAAAACUGUUGGCAACGAGCUGGUUUGGACUUACACCGCUUCCCAUCUGGGCUACUGGAUCGCUGCGCCUCUGCCUUCAUCAAGAGAUUAUCUGGGACAUGGAAGCUCUUUGGAUUUCUUAUCUUACCAUACCUACAUGUUGGUGGGAAUACUGGGAGGAACUCUGGCCAUAAUGAUUGGAUUUCUGUCCUUGCUGCUGUGUCACUGCGGGGGUUCUCAUCGAGAGCCCAGGAGGAGGAGAGCACGGUUUUCCAAACUCACAGUGGUGAAAAAAGACCAAACCACCUCCACCCACAUGGAAGAGGGCUUGUUGUUCCGAUCUGGCGACAACAGCCUCGCCACCUGCAGCGUCCAGUGUGAACCAUCAUCCACACCGAGGCACAAAGCUAACUACAACAUCUACGUGGAGGAUCCAGGGACUCGCCCCGCCGCUCCUCUUUAUGAGAACAUCGCUUCAGAUCGGAUGAAGGGUCCACAGCCGCCGCCUCACUACAUCAACAGUGAAGAGGUGGCUCGGAUAAGAGAGAAGUCGGAGCAGAACCGGGCCAACAUCAACUGUGACACCUUCUUUCAAGAUAAGCUGGUUCAUAUCUACAACCAGCCAGUGGCUAUUAUUCCUGCUCCAGAGCUCUUCAGUGCUCAGGAGCAACAGCUGCCAGGCUGCAAGUCUGCCACCUUCCCCCGCAAUGGAAUUGAGUAUGAUGCUCACUCAGAGCCUGCAAGUAAAGACAGCUACACCCAGACACUACCCAAAGUCCCUCACCACCACUCCCAAGGUGGAAGCAGCCCACAGCAGAGCAGCCAAGAUGAUCCUCAGCCUCUGGAGACUCCCCCUCAGGGGCAAGGUCCUAACAGCAGUGUGUGGGGACGCUACAGUAACCUUCUUGAAUCCUCCGUCUCCGUACCUGGGACUCUCAAUGAGGCAGCUGGUAUGGAGGGCUUCAGUAGCGGGCACGGUGUACCCAGCGAGCUGCAGGGGAUUUCAGAGCGUACCUUGCUGGAGCUGACCCGUGGCAAGUCCUCAUCAUCUCACCCCAGAGCCUGGUUUGUCUCCUUAGAUGGGAAGCCAGCCGCCCAGGUUCGCCACUCCAUCAUUGAGCUCCAGAGCCACCACCGGCCGCCGAGCAGCAACGACACCAGCCUGGACUCAGGGGUGGACAUGAACGAGCCUCAACAGAACAUCCGCGAGACGGAGCGCGACCGGCCUUCAAUCAGGGCCUCUUCCCUGCCGCACCACAACCGAGGGGGGCGGUAUGGUGAAGAGCAGGACCUGAGCAGCAGCGAGAGUGGCACCACUGCUACCUGUACGCCAGAGGACCCCUCCCUGAGGAACAUUCUAGAUGGGAGCAGUGGGGCUAUUCCCAAUAUUCCUGAAGAGCGUGACGGGAUGGAUACUUCCAGCGCUCAGGAGGACAGUGAGUCGAGAGGUACACCACCUCCACGGCGCCUGAGGAAGGUGAGGGAGAAGGUGAAGACGGAAAAGAGGAGUGCCAAGCACAUCCGGGAGGGCAGACCUCUGACUAAGAGAAACUAAGCCUCCCCCACCAGUGCAUUAGUUAAAUGUCCUAUUAAAAUCCAAAUUAAGUAAUUCAGAUUCAGCGUUUGUGUUCACACAGGCAUUGUUGUUGUUGAGUUCUGUGAUUGUACAACUUUGCCAAAGAAUGCAUAAGCUAGCUCAAGAAACAAAACAGUAUCUUUGUCACGUUAUGUAGCUGCUGUUAGACGAGUUUGUGCACCGUUUUCUCUCAUUCUCCCAAAUCUGACGAUCACCAGCGAGAUUCUUCACAGCAGAUGUCCGUGUGAACACGAUGUCCCACAGUCCCCGGUUCUGGCAUUAUAGAGGGUGCCUUCUUACUGCCUGUAAUCGUUAAAUAGGGUUUGUUGAUAUUUAGUAAAAAUCUGGUGAGUUUGCAGGACGGUCAAUGUGUAGUGCACUUAACCUCACCAUAAAUGCCUGCUGUAAAUUAAAUAAGAAAAAGCUUUCCCAGACCACAGUGCUCACAUCUUGCUUUGUAUCGUUCUGCCUCAUUUCACCUUAAAUGGCACUCUGGGAUUUGUUAAGAACUAAUCUGAGUGCAAGUAAAAGAAAUGAGCUUCAGCUCUCCACUUGUGACUGACUCCAAAACCUUUGGAGUAAAAUUUUGAUGUACAUUGUAAUGCAAAGCUGCCAUUUUGAAGUUCAACAUCUGAUGUUCAAGGUUUUUUAGCCUACAUCUGUUUUCGAAUGCAUGAAAAUGAAUGUUUUCUCGUGCGUAUGAAUAUCUUUUGCAUUUUACCAUAGACCCAACGGUACAUCAUCGUAGCUUUUAGAGACUGAAUUUUUUUCCCCAUUUAUUUCCAUUUCCAGUUAGCCACAUUUAUUGGUACCACAACAUGUGUCAAAUGUUUGUUUGAUGGGAUUUUUAAGAGUCCAAAAAGAAUCAGACUGACUGUUGGAAACAAUCACUGGUACAGGUGUUUGUUUGCUUUGAGGGGUGCUGCUAAAUUUCCUGUAAAUGCACAGACUCUGUGACAACAGCUUGCAGUCUUAAAGUGGACCUAUUGUGCUACCCAUUAGGCCAGGUUUUUAAUGAUGAGGUCAGUGUAUGUUCAGAUCUAUAAGGAAAAAAAAACUCUAAACACUCAGUUUCAGACAGUUUUAUCUACUCUUGGCUCUGUAUGAUGUCAAAGAGAGGGGAUGUUCUUGCCCCACCCACCUGUCAUUCAAACCCUCUAUUUGUGAGGGGAAGCCAAUCAGAGGAAAGAUAGCCUAAAGGCACUGAGGGGCUGCAUCAAGGUCAAGUAUAAGAUAAAUAAGGCUUAUUUUGAACCCUGAAUCAUGCAAAGCUACUCUAGUAGAGUCAAAGAAUAAAAACAGUUAGUUCUGAGCAUACUAGGUCCUCUUUAACUGAAAGAAUCUCUUGCUUGCUAAUAAAUUAUGAUUAUUUUAUUUUUUUAAUACUGGAACGUACUUUCAGGUACAGCAUUACCCCUUGCAACUAUUUUCUUGACAACAUUGUACUGUUGGUGCCUUGCAGAUCUGCUUUUAGCUGUAACUUUAUGCCCAAAUCUCUUGAUACUGAUCAUAACAAAAAUAAUAAUAAAAUUAUAGAAAUAUAUAGACACAGAAGGCAUCAGCAUAAGUUUAUAUUUUCUAGAGGGAAAAAAAAAAUCUGCUUUUAAAGGAAUAUUUCAAUUCACAAUAAUGGUUUUCAUCAUUUGGUCCAGAGAGCCCUUUUUUCUUUUCUUUUCCCUCUACACUGGCGCAGUCGCUCACUCAGAGUGUUGCCAUUGUAGUGGUCUGUGAGCUGAUUGGUCCUUUGGUAAAACAUCUCAACAGCUGUUGGUGGUUUACUGUUAGUAUUUAUACAGAAAUUGUUUCCAGAUACUAUAAUAUAACGAUUUCAAUCACAAUCACUUGUUUUCCCAUCUAGUUCCACCAUGAGGCUAACAUUUGGUUGGAUGGAUUGCCAUGUAUAUGAAUGAUCCUCUCAGGAUAAUUUGUAAGAACUUCACUGAUACCUUAACUUUCCAGAACGCAUCAUAUUUAAAAGUUGGACAAGGCCAUCAUGGCUUGUUAAUUCCUUCAGUAGAGCUGAGCAUUUUCACCUUUGCCACCUUGGUGUUUGAAACCGGCUGUUAUGAGCGAGGGGUGGAUUUGACUGAGAAACUCUGAUAAUGACUCUAAUAAUCUGAUAAUGACCAUGAUUUUAAAAAAUGAGGUUCACAUUUUACUCAGUAUAACCUGAAUCUAGCAACUGAGCCCAUAACUCAUUAACUUAGAAGGAAACUGAAAAAGGGAACUGAGGGCCAUUUCUCCAUAGAACCAGAGGAGUCAUCUCCUUUUUUUGGCUUUACUUUUCAGACCCUGAAGCUCCAUCCCUCUCUUAAAUAGUCCGUGUUCAAAUUUUCAACUAUUCAGUUCCUGCAAAAUUGAUCACAUUCCCACCAGUGUCUGCUGUACUUUGUGACCAGUGCUAACAAUUAUUAGCUUGUAAUUAUUAGCUGAAAUAUGGUGGUUAUGGCCUCAGGCGCACAGACUGAGAUCUGUUGGCAACCACCUGGCUCCCAUGGGUCGCUAAGAAAAAAAAUUGCAUUCCCCAACUAGUUGAGUUGUUGACAAAAAAAAAGAUGCUACUUUUGGCUGCUCCCUUAUUCACAAAGGGUCACCAAGGGGGAAAGCUCCACUUAUUUUAAUUUGACAGAUUUUUGUGCUGGAUGACCUUCCUGAUGCACCUACCAAGACCUUUCCUCCUGGUCUUGAACUGGAAAUCUUGCUUGUUAGGUGACUACACUAUGGAGCCACUAAGUCAUUGCUGACAGUCACUUAGAAAUACAUAGCUAAGGCCAAUCAGUGACCCCCUUGUAACCACAGGUCAAUAGAGAAAAUGUAGAUUUCCUGGCCAGUUGGCAAGUGGUUGUUGAAGACUGCUUGCUGUUGCUGGGUGAAACUGGUUGCACAGAGGUAUAUGAUGCGGCACUGAAAAACCACCUUGCAAUUGCUUUGGUUGCUAGUGGAUUGACACAGUUGCCCAUAGUUUGCAUAGAAGGUGCCAACUGGCCUGCAAACAUUUGCAAGCUACUCACUAAGUGGUAGUGAAACUGUGAAAACAGGAAACACAACGUUGGCUUUCACAGUAAAAGUUGCACCCUUUGAAACACGUUGGUUUCAGCAGUUUUACUUUGAAGGCAAAUGUUUGCCUACGUUUCCAGUUUACGUCGCACUUUUUCAAGUUUCACUGCCACUCCGUUUUGUUGGCAAGUGUUUGUAGACAAGUUUGAGUCUUCCAUGAAAACUAAAGCAAUGUCAGCAAUUUGCUAGCAACCAAAGCAAUUGCAAGGCGGUUUUCAAUGCAGCACCCUCUGUGCAAGCAAUUUCACGCAGUGACAGCCAGCAACCACUAACCAACCAGUUGGGAAAUAUAUAUUUUUCCUUGGUAACCUGUGGUUACAAGGGGGGUUGCUGACUGAUCCCGUGGCUUUACAUGGCAAAUGCAUACCUGCUUAGCAUGUUAGCUUAAUCAUUGUGAGCACAUUAGCAUGCUGGCAUGACCAUUUCGCUCAGAUGAUGGUUGGUAGCAUAAAUCUGAGUGCUUAAAAUCUUAAUAAAUAUUUAUACUAAGAAUUAUUUUUGUGAAGCAUUAAACAAAAAGGGCACAUAUACAUCCAGCUUUCAUGCCUGUCCUCUACUUGGCAGGACUUAGGUUUUGUCCAGGGCACAGUACACUUUAUCCAUGUUUCCCAGAAACUUUAAGUGGGUUAAAUACUACAAAAAUCUCUACAAUAAACCACUUAAAACUGAUGAACCAUGAGACAGUUGAAAAACAGGGGUUCAACUUGCAAUAUUUUGAGUAAAUUCCAUUUUAAAACAGAACAUUGCAGCAAAGAUUUUGCCAUAAUUAGUCUUCCAUCAUGGUACUACUGUUUGGAUUUCAUUCUGUACAUUCAUAUGUGGUCUUUUGUAUGUAUAUAGUAAAGCAACAUUUUAUGUGUGAUGUGACAGUGAUUUGAUUCAUUUGUGUUAUUUUUUUACCAUCCAGAUGGUGGUACCGUUUUUGAGACUCUGCCAUAUGAGACGUGUUAUUGAUUUGACAUCUUCUGAAUGUUUUUUUUCCCCUUCCCCCACAGGAUUGUAUAAGGAGCCUGAACUUUGUAAUUUUAAAUGUAGCACUAAACUGAGCACUUAAUCAUUCAGUAUGCUUACAGCUGAAAAUUCUUUCUCCUGCGUGUCAUCAGCUUUAAUAAACACAGUACAUCCCAGCUUCAGCGGCGACUCGAGGAGUAGUUUGUGAACACUUUGUGCCGGUAUUUCUUGACAAGCGGAACAACCCGACCACUGCCACUUCCUGUUUUGGGAUGUGAUUUUUGCUGAAUGUGUUUGUAUUGAUUUCGAUGUGUUCUGUAGUGUGCCCCUCGUGUGUCUCGCCAUCAAACCGUCUGAUUCUUCCCAAAUGGACACCUCUUGUGUUUACCCCUGUAACGAUGGUAGUGGUGUUAGUCUUGCCUUUUUGUGCACUAAAUUAAUAAACUUAGUUGAUACCA
Molecule: messenger RNA, 7050 nt
Organism: Archocentrus centrarchus (flier cichlid)
Lineage: Eukaryota; Metazoa; Chordata; Actinopteri; Cichliformes; Cichlidae
Gene: fam171b
Product: family with sequence similarity 171 member B
Exons: 8
Coding region: 128-2563 (811 amino acids)
Source: RefSeq, a predicted model, not a curated record